AUGGCAACCAGAAAAGGAAAAACUCCGAAAUUGGAUGAUAAAAAAGGCAAAAAGUCGGAAGAUCCGACGCCUGUUGAAGAUAAGAAAGAGCUUGAUGAUAUAGCAACUACUGAAGGUGGGCCCACUCCUGAAGUUGAGGAGCCACCUCCAAAGGAACCAACACCAGAGCCAGUUUAUGAUGAGCCCACACUCACUGAAUUGAUUGUUGAAAGUUAUGAUGGAGAAAAAGAGAAAGGACUUUACGAAGGGGAUGGAAAAGCUGACUUCACAGGAGGCCAUCUCUAUGAGGGCAAUUUUUCUGAAGGUCUCAUGCAUGGAAAAGGGAAGUACACUUGGGCAAAUGGAGUUAUCUUUGAGGGAGAAUUCUUCAGAAAUCAAGUGACGGGAAAAGGCGUUUACACCUGGCCUGAUGCUAGUACCUAUGAUGGUGAUGUUGUCAACGGCAUUCGACAUGGCUUUGGAACGUUUAAAACAAGAGAUGAGAGACUGAGUUAUACUGGAGAGUGGUUCAAUGGAAAGCGACAUGGAAAGGGCCGUAUCAACUACGACAGAGAUGGCAAUUCAUAUUAUGAAGGCGACUGGUGUAAGAACAUUCGUCACGGUUGGGGCACCAGGCGUUAUCCCUCGGGGAAUCUUUACGAGGGCAUGUGGUUCAACAACAUACGUCAUGGCGAGGGAACCAUGAGAUGGUUGGACCGUGACGAGAUGUAUAAUGGAAAAUGGGAAGAUGGCAUUCAGCAUGGCCUUGGUCAACACAUCUGGUUCCUGCGGCGAGUUGGUGGCUCCCAGUAUCCUCUUAGGAAUAUGUAUGAUGGCGAGUUCGUUAAGGGGGUGCGCGAUGGUUUCGGAAUCUUCUAUUACGCCAACGGAGCCAAGUAUGAAGGUUGCUGGAAGGAUAACAUGAAGGAAGGCAAGGGGAAGUUUGUUUUCAAGAAUGGUCGCAUAUAUGAGGGUAACUUUGAGAAGGACCACAUUUGUGAGUUUCCGUCGUUUACUAUGGAUGGUAUCAAUACCCCUGAUAUGACGAUGAUCCGGACAAGGACGCCCCUUCCCACAGAGGCCAUGUCAGUCCACAGCAAUGCGAGUAAGAACACCAUGAGCCCCAGCUUCCAGCUCGAUAUCGACUCGCUGCUUCAGGAUCUGGUUGACAGAGAUCAAGAGGAGGAAGGAAGACAGGUCAUGUAUGUUGUAAUGCGUCAUGUGACAAACUUGCGUAAGAUCUACAAUUUCUACAGCACCCUCGGUUACGAUGCCAGUCCGGAUAACACGUUCAUUAUGAUUAGGAUGCAGUACUGGAGAUUCCUGAAGGACUGCCGGUUCCAUCAUCACGACUUGUCGCUGACUGAAAUGGACCGCUUGACAAAUACUGAAGUGGAUGUGAUGAACCUUCAUAAUCCCGAUCAACAGAUCCUGUUCCGGGAAUUCGUCAAUUACAUCGUUAUCCUGGCGUACCAUAUCUACCGUGAAGAAUACGAUGGUCCUGAUCCAUUGCUUGCCUGGUGUUUGUCAAAACUGAUCGCCGACAACAUUCUACCCAACGCCUGCCACGUGAAUGGCUACUUCUACAACGAGACGAGGCGAGCAGUCCAUGCACUGGUACACUUUUCCCAAGCGUACGAGGUGUACAUGUGCCUGUGUACAUCGAGGAAGCACAUACCACAUGAGCCUGUCCUUAAGAUGAGACAGUUCCUAUUCAUGCUACAGGAUUAUAAACUUGUGAAUGAGGACCUCACUCCAAAGGCGAUCAUAGAAAUCCUAGCCUUUGAUGAUCCAAGCGUCUGUGACGAGGACGGAGCCAUCAACCUCGAACUUGAGAUGACUUUCCUUGAGUUCUUCGAAGCACUGGUUGGUUGCUCCGAGCGCUAUGUGACAGAGUUGGUCGUGAAGGACCCGAGUACCCCCAGGCCAAGCACCAUACUUACCAGGGAGCAAAGUAUGAUGUCUCUUCCCUUGUCGCCUUCAAGAGUUGCAAGUCAGGGAGACGAUCAACAUGAGAAUGGCACCGGAAAUGUCACCCCUCAAAUCUCUAUCACUCCUGCAAUGUCUUCCCCAACCAGAGUCCUAUCGUCUGCUGGUACAACGCAUAAGACGGCAGAUGGGAAAACUGAGGGUCACCCGUCUGUGUCGGGGCAUGUGCCGGGUGGCUCAGAUGCCCCCACGGGUGCAGCCAGUCAACACACAACUACCCACGGGAGUGCAAAACAGGCACAUUCAGAGGCAGGUGUUGACCAGAAGAAGAGUGCCUCAUUUGUGAGCUCAAAUGCCGGAGAAGAGCCAGAUGGAAUGGGUCGGAGCAUGGCGUCUAUGACUGCACGUUCCGAGGCCAUGGAAUCCGAUGUUGGAGAAUCCGUCCAAGAUGAGGGGGAAGAAGAGGAAUUGGAUGAAGCAACACGGCAGUUUAACUUUUGGACGCAUCAAGUUCAUAUAUUCUUUGUCAGGAAAUUCUUUGCAAUUGCACAAAAGAUUGCAAUACUCAAGUCCCUGGUCACAAAAACUAUGAUCGAGAAAAAACGGCAGGCGGAAUUGGAUGCGCGGAAGGCUGAGGCUGAGGCGGCCCUGGCCGCUCAGAAGGCUGCUGCAGCGGAGGAGAUGGCAGCCACAGAGGUCGACGAUGCUGCCAGCGGCAUUGAGAAGGUUGUCUCCUUGGACGGGUCGAAUACGGACAAUCCAGAAAUCACUGUGGAGAGUUAGACAUAUUAUCAGUUCAGUCCUUGGGUUCAGACUCAUUAGAAAAGAAAUCUUUUUGAGUCAUCUCUGGUAAAAUGUGCGGCCAAGUGUGGACCCAGAUAUCAUCUGAAAGGUGGAGACUUUAAAAAGCCUUCAGGUGACCCAGGUUGUUGCGAGUCGGAUACAUCAUGAUCGACCUUGUCACCACACCGCUAGUGCUGAGCACAAUGCCUGAAUCAUCGCGACUCUCGCGGUCUCCUACUCCCUUUAAAUAUAGAGUAUGAAAUGUAAGAACAAUGUUGGUCAGGAUGUGCAUGAAUACUUAUGGAAUUUUGUAUCCGUGAUAGAGUCACGUGUUUAUUUUCCAGAAAUAGAAACCGUUUUGACGUAUCCGACUUGCACUGCCUGGACGUGAACACUUGUUAAAAAGCUGAUGAUAACGAAUUUCGAAUUGUUUAGUUUGUAACAUUUUUGGAUAUUUUUGUUGAU
Molecule: messenger RNA, 3156 nt
Organism: Lineus longissimus
Lineage: Eukaryota; Metazoa; Nemertea; Pilidiophora; Heteronemertea; Lineidae
Product: radial spoke head 10 homolog B-like
Exons: 16
Coding region: 1-2691 (896 amino acids)
Source: RefSeq, a predicted model, not a curated record